Messenger RNA from Talaromyces stipitatus ATCC 10500, 363 nucleotides. RefSeq lists its product as uncharacterized. Lineage: Eukaryota; Fungi; Ascomycota; Eurotiomycetes; Eurotiales; Trichocomaceae. The record is from RefSeq and is a predicted model, not a curated record. The transcript has 2 exons. Bases 1 to 363 code for a protein of 120 amino acids.
AUGGCGGCAAAGAAGAGCUUUUGGACUCCCCAAAGCCAUCACUCCCCCAAAGUUGCUGGGCUACACUCAGUUGAGGAUUCAGGCGCACAAAGCCCGUCGCGUUCCCAAAGCCAGGGAUUGACUUCAGAACAAAAAGAGGAUACAGCAGCGAAGGAGGCAACGGUAACCAGCCCUACAACGGAAAUGAGCGAGAAAGACAAGGCCGCACAUGAUGCUAGUAAAGAAGCGUCUUUGAACAUCCGAAGACAUUUUCUUGCUGAAAGCAGCUGGACUACAUCGGAGGAACAGCAGGUAGCUACACUGCCAAGAACUGAAGCAGCAAGCGACUCAGCUGCACCUGAUGUUAGCAAAGAAGAGUCUUAG